This is a messenger RNA of Physella acuta, 1256 nucleotides long. RefSeq lists its product as uncharacterized. The record is from RefSeq and is a predicted model, not a curated record. Lineage: Eukaryota; Metazoa; Mollusca; Gastropoda; Physidae.
GCCUACGUAUUUUAGUAUAGCCUCAGCUGUACAAGGAUGUAAAUAAAAAGUUUGCUGGGAUUUCAAGUCCCCAGAUCCACUGCUGUUUCUCAGAGACCCUACGCCUCUAUUGACUAGCUAGCUGUGCGCUUCACCGAUAUAAAAACGCAGUAAACUUUAAUCGCAGCCUUCUCCAGAAUCACACGCCGUUAAGUGGACCUAAACACUUGUACGUGGUGUUUUGAUAGAAACAGCUAUUUAAAAAGAAAAUGGCGACGCAAGCAGAAACCGACAGCGAUGAAAUUAAACGAGGCCAUCAUGAAACAGAAGUCUGUUACGCAGGUGAAGCAGAUUUAGACAAGCACGAAGCCAAGUGUGAGAAACAUCCAGGCCACGAAGAGUUCAUCCCCGCAGGCGAAUUCAAGUAUGAAAAUCUUCCAGAACGCUAUCGAGAUCCGACGGUACUGAAUAUUGUCAAGUCUCUGGCCGCGUUAACGGUCAAGGUGAAGGUCACUUACGUUAGUACGGAACGUCCAAAGCGCGCCAGCUUUUAUACAGGGGAUUACCCGUUUUAUCAGGAGAGAGGAACAUCGCUGAUCAGGUACGGCACAGGUCGAAUUGAAGACGUUUAUUUUAAUUUCGGUCCGACGGUGAAAAUGAAACAUCCAGAAUCUUGUCCAUGUGAACUGUGCAUUCAGAAUGGGGAACCGCUGAAAGAAUGUGGGGUGAUUAUUGUAGUCACAUCAAUGCAGCUGGUGUUUGAUGGGGAAGAGGCAACAAACACACAGGUUUUUCUGGAAUGGGAGGACAAUACGACUCUCACUUUUGUUGGUUCGUACAUGAAUAGCAGGAGGAAGGACGGAGACAGAGUGGAAAUGGCAUGUGUGACUUACGAUCUUGAGUUUGCAAAAAAGCUUAAAGAUAUGACACGAGCGUUUUUUCAGGACCAUAGGUCUAUCAAGAUGAAGUAUCAUCGAAACAACCUUGCUAGGGAAGAAAACGUGGUGUUUAUAGUAUCCUUUCCUCACGGCAAAUCUAAAAAGGUCUCCAUCGGUUAUGUGAUUAAAGAAAUAUCCUGGAAAUAUACAGUGAGAUACACCAAGUACUCCUACACUGCACCCACCUGUCCAGGCAGCAGCGGCGCCCCAGUUUUUGUAAUGGGGUACAAUGGGUGCUAUGUACACACCCACGCAGGGAGGAAUAAAGUUGAGAAUUUCAGCGGUGAGUGAUGCUGGAUUUCUCCAAAUCCUAGCACUCGUCCAGCAAAAAAUACUACA